Molecule: messenger RNA, 453 nt
Organism: Colletotrichum lupini
Lineage: Eukaryota; Fungi; Ascomycota; Sordariomycetes; Glomerellales; Glomerellaceae
Product: allantoin permease
Exons: 1
Coding region: 1-453 (150 amino acids)
Cellular component (GO): membrane
Molecular function (GO): transmembrane transporter activity
Source: RefSeq, a predicted model, not a curated record
AUGAGCUCCGACGGAAAGAUCGAUGUCGAAAAGGCCACACGCUUUGGUGGUGGUCAGUCUGAAGUAUUGGUCGGAGAGGUCAGGGACAUCAAGAACGCUGAUGCUGCGCUGGAAUUUCUUCGAGACGGCGGGGAUGUCACACCUAUGACAGCGGAGGAUGAGCGCCUCUUAAAGCGCAAGAUUGACUGGCGAAUCGUUCCCCUCAUGUUUGCGUGUUACAUUCUCCAGUAUCUUAACAAAACCUUGAUCAACUACGCGAACGUCAUAGGGCUGCAGAGCGACACGAAUAUCACUGGCGAUCAAUACUCCCAACUGGCCAUGAUAUUCUACGUCAGCUAUCUAACAUUCGAGUUCCCUCACGCUUGGGGCAUGCAGAGAUUCCCAACGGCAAAAUACAUUAGGAUUAUAGUCUGCAUAUGGGGUACGGUAUUGGCAACUACAUCAGCCUACUAG